This is a messenger RNA of Nymphaea colorata (pocket water lily), 2174 nucleotides long. RefSeq lists its product as uncharacterized. The transcript is spliced from 17 exons. The record is from RefSeq and is a predicted model, not a curated record. Lineage: Eukaryota; Viridiplantae; Streptophyta; Magnoliopsida; Nymphaeales; Nymphaeaceae. Bases 567 to 1898 code for a protein of 443 amino acids.
CUCGAGGUGGAGAGAGAGACAGAGAGAGAGAGAGAGAUCCUCCGGACGCCGGGCGGAGCUACGGAUCAAGUGACGGUGGGAGGCCUGUCGUUCGAUUUCCCGCUGGUUGGAGCUCGAGAGCUCCUGCUUCUGCUUCUUCAUCGCGUUGUUACGCUACUCUAGUAGGUGGUAGGAGCCUAGGAGGCGCGGCGUUCGUUUUUCGCCGGCCGGAGCUCCGGACCGGUGGGGCAUUUCACUUCUGCGGCGUCUUCAACGGUCAUACUGCUAGCUUUUGAGGAUUCGUUCCGUUUCAUUAUCUUCAUCAUCAUCUUCUUCUUUUUGCCGAAGGAGCUGAGGGAGUCUCUCCACGGAAGAAGUUACAGAGCCGACUCUGGAUGUUUAUUUCUCUUUCUCUGCUUUUCUUGUAAAAAAUACGGUUUUGAUUGAAUCAGUUGAAUACGUGGCCCUUCUUGUUGGUGAUGCGCUGAUACUGCAGGAUCUAAAUUUGGGGUGGUGACUUGACAGCUAACCUGCAAGAGGAGAAUGUUCUGCCUCUAAAUGGCAAGCAAACAUAUUUCUCUUCAGCGAUGAACUCCAGGUUUUCGGGAUCAAAGUCAAAAUGCAGGCUUUGGGCACUGGAUGGUGGGGUUUGUACUUUCAGGUCAGUUAUUCCCUUUUUGGGAAUAUCAUGCAUUGUUAUGUUGCUGUUCACCUCAAUGACCAUGUGGAUAAGAAACCAGCAGGCAGAGAUGGAAAGAGAAAUACGCCCCCUUUUUUAUAGCGAAGAAGAGUUGGAUCAUUUGCACACUGUUGCUGAAAUCUAUGGUACUUCGGGUCAUGAGUCCUUGCCCCAUGGAAUUGUGCAAGCAACUUCUGAUUUGGAAUUAAGACCUCUUUGGGCAGCAAAGAGCUUCCGCUUGUUGGAAAAUAAGGAUACUAAUAGGAGUCUCCUAGCAAUGCCUGUUGGAAUCAAGCAAAAGAAAAAUGUGGAUACCAUUGUGGAAAAGUUUUUGUUGCAGAAUUUUACAGUUAUUCUCUUUCAUUAUGAUGGUAAUGUUAAUGGAUGGAAUGACCUUCAGUGGCACAGCAAGGCAAUUCAUAUAGUUGCAAAUAACCAAAGUAAAUGGUGGUUUGCGAAGCGUUUUCUGCAUCCUGAUAUAAUAUCUAUUUAUGAUUACGUUUUUAUUUGGGAUGAAGAUAUAGGAGUAGAUAAUUUCCAUCCAGGAAGGUACUUGCAAAUUAUGAAAGCAGAAGGCUUGGAGAUUUCUCAACCGGCGCUGGAUCCUGAUUUGUCUGAAGUGCAUCACAGGAUCACUGUAAGGAAAAAAAAUGGGAGGGUCCAUAGGCAAAUAUAUGGUACUUUUGGAAGCACAAAAUGUUCAAAUACAAGCGAAGGGCCACCAUGUUCGGGAUGGGUUGAAGGGAUGGCACCUGUAUUUUCAAGGGCUGCUUGGCGUUGUGCAUGGCAUCUUAUACAGAAUGAUCUUGUACACGGAUGGGGCUUGGAUAUGAAACUCGGAUAUUGUGCUCAGGGUGACCGAACUGAGAAGGUUGGAGUGAUUGAUAGCGAGUACGUUGUGCAUAUAGGAAUUCCAACACUUGGUGGUCCUUCGAGAAAGUAUCCUGAUGCUACUGCACCUGGUAGACCAUUGGUAAAGGUACGAAGGCGUCCACCAGUUGAUGUUCGAGUAGAGAUCCGGAGGCAGUCUAGUGCAGAGUUGGAAGCGUUUAAGCAGAGGUGGAACCAAGCGGUGAAGGAAGACAAGUACUGGAUUGAUCCAUAUGGCCAUAAGCCGGAUUCAGAUAAACCGGGUGCCGCUCAUCGGGCACGUGCAAUCCCAUUACGCGAGAGGGCACGCGCAAUGCCAAUACGCGCGAGAAGUGGAUUGACUUACCGAAGAUAUGGCCCCAAACAAUGAUCGAGUUUUGAUUUUUUAUAACUAUUCAUUUUUAUUCGAUUAUACAACAAUAGUUUUGCUGGCCAUUGUAAAUGUGGUAAUGUAAUAUACGUUAUGAUUAUACAUGCAAGUCGACACCAUUCAUUCAUUAUGUGUAAGGCGACACAUGUCUAGCUUGCUGCUCAUGUAAAACAGAAAUUUACGAGAAUUAUGCCGUUUUACUUUGUAGAAAAACAGCGGCUGAGGCCAUAAUAUUUUGACAUGACUAAUGUCAUCUUGAGGAAGGUUCUCUUUGUA